CAUCGACGAUAGUAUAAUACUAUUAAAGAGUAGUAAGCAGUGUGAUAAAACAAAUUUCACCAUUAUUAGACUGACUCUCAAGUGUUCAUAAUUCAUAUUUAUUAUUUUGUGAUGCAGGUAUAUGUAGCAUAUUUAAUGAAAACAAUGUAAUGAUGAUGGAGCAGAGAGAAUUUGACGAGGAUGUUAUGCCAAGUGCUAUAGAUGAUGACGAAGAUGUGUUCAAAGACCUGUUAAAUGUACCGGCUGAUUGGUCAGCAAACGACUGUUUGUCCACCGGCAUUUUCAAUUCGUUUGAUCCCAAUGAAGUUGUAUAUCGGGCCCAAAAGAAACCGUGUAAAACAGUCGGUAAAUAUGUAAUGGGCGAUUUAUUAGGAGAAGGUAGUUAUGGUAAAGUUAAAGAAGUACUCGACUCAGAAACGCUUGUUCGCUGUGCAGCUAAAAUAUUAAAGAAGAAAAAACUCAAACGAAUACCUAAUGGAGAAAAAAAUGUGCUCAAUGAAAUUCAACUUCUAAAAACUUUGAGACAUUUAAAUGUCAUAGAGUUAGUAGAUGUGAUAGUAAAUGAAGAAAAAGAAAAAAUGUAUCUUCUUUUGGAAUAUUGUGUUGGUGGUCUUCAAGAUAUGCUAGAACACUCUCCAGGGAGUAAAUUUCCAUGCUGGCAAGCUCAUAACUACUUUAGUCAGUUAAUAAAUGGACUAGAGUAUUUGCACAGCCGUGGAAUAAUUCAUAAAGAUAUUAAACCAGGGAAUUUAUUGCUCACACUUGAUGAAACACUUAAGAUAUCAGACUUUGGAACUGCUGAGGCAUUAUCACCCUUUGAUCCAGAAGGUAUUUGUGCAUCUAGUCAAGGCUCACCAGCAUUUCAACCACCUGAAAUAGCAAAUGGAGCUGAUGAGUACUCUGGCUUUAAAAUAGAUAUUUGGAGCAGUGGUGUUACAUUGUAUAAUUUAGUUACAGGAGAGUAUCCAUUUGAAGGUGAUAAUGUAUAUAGAUUAUUUGAAGCAAUUGGGAAAUGUAAUAUACAAAUUCCAAGCUUUGUGACAGAACCUUUGAGAUCUUUGCUAGUUGGAAUGCUUAAAAAAGAUCCAAAGAAACGAUUUACCUUAAGAACAAUACAAACACAUCCGUGGUUUGUUUGUAGACAUCCAAGAACAUCCGAAAAAGUACCUUUUCCUCCUUUGCGUGGUGAUUUCAUGCAUAAUAUGACUGUAUUGCCAUACCUAUUCAACUAUCAUUCGUGCGAAACGCCUUCUGAAAAUGAAGAAGAGUAUAUAACUGAACAAUUAAUUAAAGAUCGACCGAAUGGGAGUGCAUCAGUUCCCAUCGAUGAUGUCAAUGAUCCAUCUAAACGACCUUGGCACAAGCCAAUUAUGUGUAAUGUUAAAAAAAUGGCCUCAUGUCGAUUGUCAUGACAUUUGUCGCUCAUUUUAGUAUUGCAUCUUUCAUAUUGUUUUAUAUUAUAACCAUAUUAUUGGUUGAGAAGAUUUAAUUAUUUUUUGAGGUACAUGUGAAGUGGUUAUUUUCUCUUUUAUGAAAUCAAAUCUAUUUGUUUCACAACAAUGACAUUAUAUAAGUUAAACUAUUGACUUAAAUGUAUUUUUUGAAUUUUAUUGAUUAUUUAAAGUUUAAUGAUAAAUGAAAACCACAAUAUUUCUAAUUAGUGUAUAUAUUUUGAAAAAAUAAAAGUACUGUGGAGAAGACUAAAUUUGAUGUAUGAAAGAGAAAAUUAGUACUCACCUACCUUUAAUGUUUUGUUUAUUCAUUAUUUACUUUUUCAUAAAUAUAUAUAUAUUAUAUAUGUGCAAAGAAACCAUUUCAUAUUAAAUACAUUUUGUUUGCUUUUUUUUAAAUUUAUUUAUUUACAAAUAUUAUAUUAUUCUUUAUAUAUAAAUAUAUAUAUAUAUAUAUAUAUAUAACAAAAUAAAUUAUAAUAUAAUUAAAGAUGAGCAUCUUGGUGUUAUAGUAUUUAUAUAGAAUGAAUAAAAUAGUAUGAUGUUUAGAUGUCCAAGCACUAUAAGUAAGUAUCUAAAAUCUUUUUGUAUAUUGUUUAAUUUAUAUUAUUUAUAAAAUACAUAAAUUAUUGUAUUUUUUAUGAUGUUAUGUGUGUCUAAUUUGGUAUGAUUGUUUGGCACUAAAAUGUAUAAUGUUAAUAUAGUACCUAUAUUGGAGUGGUUUAAAAUAGAAUAUUCUAAAAAUUAGGUGUCAUACUCAGUGAUUACUGAUAUCUAAUAUUUUGAUUAUUUAUCAGUUCUACUAUAAUCUUUUGGUUCAAGAGUAGGCUUUCAACUUCUUAUUUACUCAAUUACAUGAUUUAUAAAUUAUUUAUUAGGUAAUAUAAUACUUAUAUGAAUCAAUAUAUUAAAUAUUAUACAGAACUAUCUGUGAUAAUAACCGUAAAUUGUUGAUAAAAUUAUGAUUGUAAAAUUUGUAGUGGUUGAAAGCAAUGUCACAUUAUUUUUGAUAAAUUAAAUAGAUAGACCUAAAUGUAUUUAGUUUUAGUGGUCCACAUUUCAAA
Messenger RNA from Rhopalosiphum padi (bird cherry-oat aphid), 2515 nucleotides. RefSeq names its product serine/threonine-protein kinase STK11-like. Bases 150 to 1412 code for a protein of 420 amino acids. The record is from RefSeq and is a predicted model, not a curated record. Gene Ontology annotation, biological process: glucose homeostasis; intracellular signal transduction; regulation of cell growth. Lineage: Eukaryota; Metazoa; Arthropoda; Insecta; Hemiptera; Aphididae. Gene Ontology annotation, cellular component: cytoplasm. The transcript has 8 exons. Gene Ontology annotation, molecular function: protein serine/threonine kinase activity; protein kinase activator activity; ATP binding.